AUUUAUGGAUCAGAACAAACUUUCCUACUGCAAAUGGUCAUUAUCUAACAAAGAUGAAGUCUACUCCUUAGUGCUGCCUCAUUGUACCCCUGACCAGGCAAACCAAGAAAGAUGUCUCAGUCCCUCUGGAAAAUUGCUUCGCGAUUAUAUGAAAAAUCAAAGGAAUGGUAUCACAGGCUGUUGA
Messenger RNA from Meloidogyne enterolobii, 184 nucleotides. Lineage: Eukaryota; Metazoa; Nematoda; Chromadorea; Rhabditida; Meloidogynidae. The record is from the annotation of a GenBank genome assembly.